Andrographis paniculata is the source of this 3532-nucleotide messenger RNA. RefSeq names its product alpha-mannosidase At3g26720-like. The record is from RefSeq and is a predicted model, not a curated record. The transcript is spliced from 29 exons. Gene Ontology annotation, biological process: mannose metabolic process. The coding region runs from base 148 to 3216 and encodes 1022 amino acids. Gene Ontology annotation, molecular function: carbohydrate binding; alpha-mannosidase activity. Lineage: Eukaryota; Viridiplantae; Streptophyta; Magnoliopsida; Lamiales; Acanthaceae.
UUUCUUUUCGAAGUAUAAUAUGGAAAGGACAUUGUUCUUCUCCUUUCUCUCCUUGGUCCCGGUAUGCGCGCCCAACUUUCUCCCAUGAUUAAUCGAAUGCUUGUAUUGCACAUCCUCCUCCCAGAAAGUAAGUAGAUCACCGAACCUAUGGAAGUGAAAAAUACCACAUUCUUCGGAAUAGCUACCAUAUUCGUCGGAUUAUGCUUUGCCCUCCAAGUUGACUCCGGUUACAUAGCUUACAACACCACAUCGGGAGUAUCUCCAACCAAAAUCAACGUCCAUUUGGUGCCUCACUCCCACGACGACGUCGGAUGGCUCAAGACGGUCGAUCAGUACUACGCCGGCGCCAACAAUUCCAUUCGGGGAGCCUGUGUCCAAAACAUAUUGGAUUCAGUGAUAUCUGCUUUGUUGGAUGACAAAAACCGGAGGUUCAUUUAUGUUGAGAUUGCAUUCUUUGAAAGAUGGUGGAAGCAGCAAAGUGACAGUCAAAAGGCUAAAGUCAAGCAGCUUGUGAGCUCCGGUCAACUUGAAUUCAUAAAUGGGGGCAUGUGCAUGCACGAUGAGGCAACAACUCAUUACAUUGAUUUGAUUGAUCAGACGACCUUGGGACAUCGUUUUAUCCUAGAUGAAUUUGGCAAGAAACCCAGGGUUGGGUGGCAGAUUGAUCCGUUUGGCCAUUCUUCUGUUCAGGCUUAUUUGCUUGGUGCAGAGCUUGGGUUUGACUCCUUGUUUUUUGCUCGAAUUGAUUACCAAGAUAGAGCUAAACGCAGAAGUGAUAAAACUCUUGAAGUUAUUUGGCAAGGCUCAAGGUCCCUAAGAUCGUCUUCUCAGAUAUUCACAGGGAUAUUUCCUGUUCAUUAUGAUCCUCCGGAUGGGUUUACAUUUGAAAUAAAUGAUGUGUCUGCUCCUAUUCAGGACGAUGGUCUCCUUUUUGAUUAUAAUGUGCAACAGAGAGUGGAUGACUUUGUGGAAGCUGCUGUUGCACAGGCAAACCUGACCAGGACGAAUCAUAUAUUGUGGAAUAUGGGAACAGAUUUUCGUUAUCAAUAUGCUCUUUCUUGGUUCAGACAGAUGGAUAAAUUCAUUCAUUAUGUCAAUUUGGAUGGGCGUGUUAAUGCUUUAUAUUCUACACCCUCCAUCUACACUGAUGCAAAAUAUGCAGCGAACCAGAGAUGGCCUCUGAAAACUGGUGACUUUUUCCCGUAUGCAGAUAGGGAGAAUGCAUACUGGACAGGAUACUUUAUCAGUAGGCCAGCUUUGAAGGGAUAUGUUAGAAUGCUGAGUGGUUAUCAUUUAGCUGCUAGGCAAUUGGAAUUCUUCACAGGCAGGAAUGCCUUUGGACCAAGCACAUAUGCCUUGGCUAAUGCUUUGGCUAUUGUUCAGCAUCAUGAUGGAGUUAGUGGGACAGAAAGGCAGCAUGUGGCAGCUGAUUAUGCAAUGCGACUUUCGCUUGGUUAUAAAGAGGCUGAGAAAGUGGUAGCAUCAUCGUUGGCCAUGUUAACAGGCUCAAAACUGAAUUCUGUCCACGUGGAUCUUGUCCCCGAACUUCAGCAGUGUCCUCUGCUCAACAUAAGUUACUGUCCUCCCUCAGAAGUUAAUUUCACCGAACAGAAGAGCUUGAUCAUAAUAGCAUACAAUGCUUUAGGCUGGAAAAGAGAUGAUGUCAUACGCAUUCCUGUUUCUUCCAAAAAUUUAGUGGUUCUGGAUUCUGCUGGAAAGGAAAUUGAAUCUCAGAUCCUUCCACUUUCCAACUUCUCUUUACUUACAGCAAACUAUCAUAUCAAAGCUUAUUUUGGUAUGUCAGCCUCAAGCAUGGCAAGAUAUUGGCUUUCUUUCUCUGCAUCUGUGCCACCUCUUGGUUUCAGCACUUUUGCUGUUACAAGUGCAAAAUCAACAGAAUCCAGGUCAAUCAUGUCAACUAUUUAUACUUCAGACGAAUGUACUUCCAAUACAUUUGAAGUUGGUCAGGGAAAUCUUAAGUUAAUCUACUCUGCUACUGAAGGAAAGCUCACUCAUUAUACCAACAUAAGAAAUGCUGUCACAGCACCCACUGAGCAAUCAUAUAGUUACUAUACCGGUUAUAAUGGCACAGAUAGAGUUUUCCAGGCAUCUGGGGCUUAUGUUUUUCGCCCAAAUGGUACACUCCUGAUUAGACAAGAGGGUCAGAUUCCUUUAACUGUGAUGCGUGGUCCAGUAGUUGAUGAAGUGCACCAGCAGCUUAAUACAUGGUUAUAUCAGGUGACCAGGGUUUACAAGGGAAAGGAACACGCUGAAGUUGAGUUUACUGUUGGACCCAUACCUGUGGAUGAUGGAUUUGGAAAGGAAAUAAUUACUCAAAUAACCACAGCCUUGAAUACGAACAGAACAUUUUAUACAGAUUCAAACGGGCGUGAUUUCAUUAAAAGGAUUCGAGAUUAUAGAGCGGAUUGGGACCUAGAAGUACACCAGCCAAUAUCUGGCAAUUAUUACCCGAUAAACCUUGGAAUGUAUCUUGAGGAUGAAACUAUGGAAGUUUCUGUGUUGGUGGACCGUGCAGUUGGUGGGUCAAGCUUAGUGGAUGGACAAGUAGAGCUUAUGCUUCAUAGGAGGCUGCUGAAUGAUGAUUCUAGAGGCGUUGGCGAGGCACUAAAUGAAGAAGUUUGUGCUUUCAACUAUUGUCAGGGCUUAGUGGUUCAAGGGAAAUUUUAUCUUAGAAUUGAUCCACGGGGAGAAGGGGCCAAGUGGCGGCGCAAAUUUGGGCAAGAGGUUUAUUCUCCACUUCUUCUUGCAUUUUCUCAAGAGGAGGGUAGUAAUUGGAUGGAUUCUCAUAUAACUGCAUUUUCAGCUAUAGAUCAAUUCUAUAGUCUGCCAGACAACAUUGCAGUGAUUACCCUUGAGGAGCUUCAUAGUGGCAAAGUACUACUUCGCUUGGCUCACUUGUAUGAGGUUGGAGAGGAUAAAGAUUGCUCAGUAGUUGCAACUGUAGAGCUGAAGAAGCUUUUUCCAGGCAAGAAGAUAAUCGAAGUGACAGAGAUGAACUUGUCUGCCAACCAAGAAAGAAUAGAGAUGGAAAAGAAGAAACUGAAGUGGGAGAUACUAGGUGGAGCCCCUGAAGAACAACCGAAUGUUGUCAGAGGAGGACCCAUUGAUCCAGUAACGCUUGUGAUCGAACUUGCUCCCAUGGAGAUUCGGACAUUCAUCCUCGAGCUAAACUACCAAAAGGUUGAUGUUUCUUGAAAGGAGCUGGGGUGAUGCCCAGAUGGUAAUUGGGCAUUUGUGCGACCAAGUGCUUGUUGAAAUAAGAAAUGGUUUAUGGUCAUGAAUUUCUGAGACAGGAUUUGGACCCACUGUUUUUACAUUGCUCAAGUUGCCUUUGAAAGCCUUUAUAAGAAAGAAUUAAACAAAAAACAAUAUUUUUCAGCAUUUCUAACAGGUGGAUCCAUUGCACUCCCGUGCGCACCUUUUAGGUGAAAUUCGAGAUUUGUUUUAAACAGUAACUAUCAAAAGCUAUGCACUAAAAAAAUUGUAUUUUUGCUGAUCAACGUGAUUUAAC